Cetraspora pellucida is the source of this 700-nucleotide messenger RNA. Lineage: Eukaryota; Fungi; Glomeromycota; Glomeromycetes; Diversisporales; Gigasporaceae. The record is from the annotation of a GenBank genome assembly.
AGGCAUUCAUUUCAUAAAGAAUUAUCGAAAAAAUGAUCAAGAAGGCAUUGAUGGAAAUUCUGAUGCUUUAAUUAUUCUUGUACUAUCUAAUAUGGAUGGCAAAAAUGCAUGUAGAUCUUUAAUGAAAGACAUUUGCAUUGCAGUUAGAAUUGAUAUUAAUGGUCAUAAUAUUGUUAAUCAUUCUGGAUGUUCAACACCAAUUACAUUUUUAUUUCAGAAAAAACCAUCAAAUCAACAAAGAGAAGAUGCAUUAUCAUUACUGAUUAAUAAUAUUGGAUUAGUAACUUUAAAUAAUUCAGAGAUGAAUCUUUGCUCUAUUUCAUCAUCUUUAAAAGAUUCGUCAAAAAUAAACUUCCUAUCACAUUCAAGACAAUCAUAUUCAGAACCAUCACAUCCAGAACUAAUGCAUUCAGGACUGUCUUGUUCAGGACCAUCAGAACUAUCACAUUCAGAAAAAUUAGAACCAUCGCAUUUAGGAACAUCAGAACCAUCUCCUAAAUAUGAUGGCCUUGAUGUUCCUGAAUGUGAUAAUUCUGAUAUUUCUAAAUACGAUGGUCCUGAUGGUCCUGAACAAGAUGGUUCCAAAUACAUUAGUUCUGGAUAUGGUGGUUCCAAAUAUGAUUGUCUUGAAUGUGAUUGGAAGUUUAUUUUUGAUGAAUCUUUUAAAGGUAACCGAAAUAAAGCAAAGACUAAAGACUAA